This is a messenger RNA of Truncatella angustata, 1692 nucleotides long. Its product is annotated as repressible alkaline phosphatase precursor. The coding region runs from base 1 to 1692 and encodes 563 amino acids. The transcript is spliced from 2 exons. Gene Ontology annotation, molecular function: alkaline phosphatase activity. The record is from RefSeq and is a predicted model, not a curated record. Gene Ontology annotation, cellular component: fungal-type vacuole membrane. NCBI's taxonomy places the organism in Eukaryota, Fungi, Ascomycota, Sordariomycetes, Amphisphaeriales, Sporocadaceae. Gene Ontology annotation, biological process: dephosphorylation.
AUGACUGAUUCCGAAGACGAUGCUCUGCGCGGCGAUGCCCCUUCCACACACCACGGCCGAUCAUGGCACCUCCGACUCCGCGAGGCUCUCAUCUUCCUAUGGGCUUUGCUCGCCACUGCCGGUGUCCUCAUACUCGCCAUCUGGAUGUCGCACAACUCGCAGACACAAUUCUCCAAGCCGAGCGGAAAGCGAAACCUCAUCUUCAUGGUGUCAGAUGGUAUGGGGCCAGCAUCGCUCUCGCUCACACGGUCCUUCCGACAGCACAUCGAGGGGCUUGAGUUUGGAGAUACCCUGACACUCGAUAAGCACUUUUGGGGCAGCAGCCGAACGCGAAGCUCCUCCUCCCUCAUCACCGACUCCGCAGCUGGUGCGACAGCCUUCAGCUGUGGGCGCAAGAGCUACAACGGUGCCAUCUCCAUGCUCCCUGACCAUACACCUUGCGGCACAGUCCUGGAAGCUGCCAAGAGAGCCGGCUACACCACCGGGCUUGUCGUCACGACCGAUAUCACCGAUGCCACGCCUGCAUGUUUCGCCAGCCAUGUUGAUGUACGCGAGCAAAACGACGAUAUCGCACUACAAGAAGUUGGCGAGGGCGCACUUGGCAGGGUAGUCGAUCUAAUGUUUGGUGGCGGCCGAUGUCACUUCUUGCCGAACGGGACGCAGGGCAGCUGCAGAGCUGAUGAUAUCGACGUCGUCUCCAUCGCCAAGGAGAAGCACGGCUUCACCUACGUCGACGACCGUGCCGGCUUCGAUGAUUUCUGGGAGGGCAAGAACGACGUUCCCCUGCCCAUCCUUGGACUUUUCGCUCCUACCGACAUUCCCUUUGAGCUUGACCGCCGUAACAUGAACGAGAUCUACCCAAGCUUGAGCGAGAUGGCCAAGACUGCCAUCAAGGCUUUGGAGAAGGCUACUGCUCACAGCGACAAGGGUUUCUUCCUUAUGAUCGAGGGCAGCCGAAUCGACCAUGCUGGACAUAUCAACGACCCUGCUGCUCAAGUGCGAGAAGUGCUCGAAUACGACAAGGCUUUCAAGCAUGUUCUGGAAUUCCUCGACGAGAGCAAGACCCCCGGUGUCCUGGUGGCAACGAGCGAUCACGAGACUGGUGGUCUUUCUGUUGCAAGACAAACCAGCAUUGACUACCCCGACUACCUGUGGUAUCCAGCUGUCCUGGCCAAUGCUUCAUACUCUUCUCUGUAUCUGGCUCACAAGUUGCAUCAGCACAUCGCAGAAGGUAAGGAUCUUUCAGGGAAGAUGUUAAAGGCCUAUAUCAACGAGAAGGUCGUUAUUCCGGGACUCGGCAUACUCGAUGCUUCGGACGAUGAGUUGACCCAAAUUGCCGAAUAUCCCAUUCUUGCUCAGCAGUACUUUGCCGACAUGGUCAGCCGACGGGCUCAGAUUGGCUGGAGCUCACAUGGCCACUCAGCUGUGGAUGUGAACAUCUACAGCUCAGGAGGACCCGGCACUGAUGCCAUCAGAGGCAACGUUGAAAACACUGAUGUUGGCAAGUUUCUAAGGGACUAUAUCGGCGUGGACGUUGAAGCCAUCACCGAGGAGCUGCAGAAGAAAAUGAACAGAAAGCCCGAAUCGACCGAUGCCAGUACCGUCAAGGUAGAGCGCGUGGGGCACGAUCAUUGGGCCGUCCAUGAAGAUGUUGAGGAGCAAUUGGAGAAGGAUGGUGUUGAGUCAUCCUAA